AGGCCUCGAACGCCUCGUCGAACAGGAGCCGGCGACGUCGCCCCCUUCGUCCCCUCCCCUCCACCGCGAGAGCGCCCACGCCACGAAUCCAUUCCGUCCCCAUUUCCUCCCAGCGCCGCGCGCCUCCAUAAUACCGCACCGCCACCCUCCCAUCCCAUGCCGCUCACCACAACCCCCCGCAAAGCCAGCACCCAUUGGGGCGACUUGGCAUUCGAUUCCCAGCCCGGCCCACGCGCGCCGCCCCUCGCCUCGCCUUGUCGGCGGCGUUUCUCAUGAAGGUGCUGUGCAGCGCCUGCGAGGCGGCGGAGGCGAGCGUCCUCUGCUGCGCUGACGACACCGCCCUCUGCGCGCGCUGCGACCGCGAGGUCCACGCCGCCAACCGGCUGGCCGGCAAGCACCAGCGCCUGCCCCUCCUCGCCCCCGGCGGCCACCAAAGCGCCGCCGCCGCCGUGGCGCCGUCCAAGUGCGACAUAUGCCAGGAAUGCGACGCCUACUUCUUCUGCAUCGAGGACCGCGCGCUGCUCUGCCGGAGCUGCGACGUCGCCGUGCACACCGCCAACGCCUUCGUCUCCGCGCACCGCCGCUUCCUGCUCACCGGCGUCCAGGUCGGCCAGGAGCUGGAGGACCCCGCGCCGGAGCAGCCGGAGCCGCCGCCUCCCCCGCCGGCCAAGAGCGACCCGGCCCCGCCGCUCUACGGCGAGGGCGACUUCAGCUGGGCGGGCGGCGUCACCGGCAGCCUCGCGGACUGGUCGGCCGUGACCGCGAACGAGCAGUUCGGCUCCCCUGCCCCGCGCCACGCCGAGGCGGGGAGCCGGGCCACGCCGAAGCGGAGCCCGCGGGCGCCGGCUUUCGGCGCCGGCCAGGGCCGCGUCGUCGGCGGGGUCAUGGACUGGCCCCUGGGCGAGUUCUUCCGCGGCGUUAGCGACUUCAACGGCGGCUUCAGCUUCGGCGAGAGCGGCACCUCCAAGGCCGACAGCGGGAAGCUCAGGGGCAGCGCGGGGGGCUCCCCGUACUACCGCUCGUCGUCGGAGGACCGGGACGCCAACGAGUUGCUCGGCCAGGUGCCGGAGAUCAAGUGGUCGGUGCCGGAGCUCCCCUCCCCGCCGACGGCCUCCGGCCUCCACUGGCAACACGGCGGCGGCCCCGACAGCACGGCCUUCGUGCCGGACAUCUGCUCCCCGGACAGCUUCCCGACCGCCGCCGCCGCCGCCGCAGGAGCAAAGCGCCAGAGGAAUCGCUAGCGCCGGAUCACCAUGCGCAUGAUUGUUCCGGCAGCCAAUAGCUGUGCUGAGCCAACGGAUUGCAGCUGCUGCAUCCAGGACAGUAGAACACUGACCUGACCAGAUCCGGUCCUGGGUGUGGUGUCAUACUGUCGUCUGAAGCUUCAUUGCCAUGGUGAUGCUUCAACGAAUCUAGCUAGGAACCGAGAAGAUAGUGAGUACUAGCGAGGAUGGUGGUGGUUGAGGUUGACGUUGCAUCGAGCAUCGUCAACUCAAUCCGUGGUGACGGUGCGAGUUUGGAUUUGAGCUUGUGUGCGUGUUUGGCAGCUGGUGGCGCAUCGAAUCGAACACCGGACGAUGGAAAUGGAACGAACAAGAAACUGCGAGCCUUUUGAUUUCUUCAUGGAGGUCUGAAACUGAUGCCCAAACAUAUAGCUGGAACAGUACCAGGAACAGAAGAUUUGAUGCUGAUGCUUCGUUUUCUUGUCCGUUCAAAGCUUGAUCUCAGUGGGUAUGUUCGAUCAGUGUAACAAAUUAAAGAUGCCGGCUUUGAUUGUACAUUACCUUUCUAUCACUCUGUUCGCUGUGGUGGCUGGUGGCUGGUGCUGAUUUGAUGUGAGAACAAAAUACUGUUGGCUAGAUGCAGCGAACAGAGUGUAUAUAAGGAUGUUUACCUGACCUUUUUUCUUCGGUGGCGGAGAGAGAGGUUGUCGAGGGUCUAAGGUUUGAAUGUCGAAACUUUUGAAAAAAAACUGAAAUGUAUGUCUAUAGGGACAUCACAAA
Molecule: messenger RNA, 2003 nt
Organism: Panicum virgatum (switchgrass)
Lineage: Eukaryota; Viridiplantae; Streptophyta; Magnoliopsida; Poales; Poaceae
Product: B-box zinc finger protein 22-like
Exons: 2
Coding region: 273-1241 (322 amino acids)
Biological process (GO): photomorphogenesis; regulation of DNA-templated transcription
Cellular component (GO): nucleus
Molecular function (GO): zinc ion binding
Source: RefSeq, a predicted model, not a curated record